Molecule: messenger RNA, 3184 nt
Organism: Arabidopsis arenosa
Lineage: Eukaryota; Viridiplantae; Streptophyta; Magnoliopsida; Brassicales; Brassicaceae
Source: the annotation of a GenBank genome assembly
CCACCCAAUUCUCCAAACCGCGUUUUCUCAAACCCUAACGUACGGAUUAGGGUUUUUGUUCGUUGAUUCCAAAGGGUACGAACUUCAAUUUCUCCACCAAAUUCGCUUUAAAGGUAACGAUGAAUGAGAAAGGAGAAAAGACUUGUCCUCUAUGUGCAGAGGAGAUGGACUUGACUGAUCAACAUCUUAAACCUUGCAAAUGUGGUUAUCAGAUAUGUGUUUGGUGUUGGCAUCAUAUUAUAGAGAUGGCUGAGAAAGAUAAGACAGAGGGUCGCUGUCCUGCAUGUCGUACCCGUUAUGAUAAGGAAAAGAUUGUUGGGAUGACAGUCAGCUGUGAAAGGCUGGUUGCUGAACUCAACAAUGACCGGAAAAAGUCACAGAAGGCGAAGCCUAAACCUUCGGAGGGGAGGAAAGAUCUAACUGGUGUGAGAGUUAUCCAGAGAAAUUUGGUUUACGUUAUGAGCUUGCCUUUUGACCUGGCAGAUGAAGAUCUUUUUCAGCGAAGAGAAUACUUUGGUCAAUAUGGGAAAGUCAUCAAAGUAGCAAUGUCUCGGACUGCAGCUGGGGCUGUCCAACAAUUUCCAAACAAUACUUGCAGUGUAUAUAUUACUUAUUCCAAAGAGGAGGAAGCAAUUCGUUGUAUCCGAUCAGUACAUGGAUUUAUUUUGGAUGGUAGAAAUUUGAAGGCAUGUUUUGGAACCAUGAAGUAUUGUCAUGCGUGGUUGAGAAACAUGCCUUGCUCCAAUUCUGAAUGCCUUUACUUGCAUGAGAUUGGUUCCCAAGAGGAUAGUUUCACAAAAGAUGAGACCAUAUCAGUGCACAUGAGGAGAAUGGUUCAAGAAAUUACUGGUUGGAGGGAUCAUUAUGUGCGGCGUUCAGGGAGCAUGUUACCUCCACCAGUUGAUGAUUAUGUUGAUAAUGAGUCUAGCACAGGAACAAUUCCAAAAGUUGUUUUGAAUAAUGCACAUAGUGUCGCUAAAAAUUCUCCUCCAAAUGACAGCAACAGUCAAUCUGUUACUCUUCCUGCUGGAGCCAUGUGGGGAAUGCAUUCUUCAAGCCAGUCUUCGGUACCAAAUACACCAAGUUCUAGGGAACCCUUAAAAGACAAAACUGCUACAGUUUCAUCUGCGGUUGCAAUAAAUCCUGCACCGAUGUCUUUACAUCGCAGUGAUGAAUUAAAGAAGCCAACAUUAGAAGAUAAUCGUACUGCAGAUGGAAAUGCUUUGAAACCACCAAGCCUAUUGGAUGGUCAAACUGAUUUUCCUGAGCUUUCCGUGUCUAAUAAGACCCAGAUCAGUAAUAGUAGGGAAGUAAUCUCUGUCAGUGUGGAUAAUAUUAGAGCUAUUAGUGAGCCAUCAGAUUGCACAGACUUUCCAGAACAUACUUCUCAGUCUAGUAGAUCCAUGCUGUCUAAUGGAAACAUAAUGAUUAACAGAAGAAUACAGAGUGUAUGCAGCGAUGAUGUGUCAGUGGAUGCAGAUAGUGCUGUGGAUGGCUAUCAUGGAAUAACAAGAUCUGACAAUUCACAUUUUGAUCAUGCUUCCAUAAAGUCAUCUCAUACAGAGGUGUCCCAAGAUUAUUUACAGCGUUGUGUCGAUGAACCUAGAGAAGUUCAGCCAUUACAAAAGUCCAGUAGAACUAACGCAAAUGAGGUCGGUGUCUCGAGACAAGAAGUUAAUACAGGUACUUCUUUGAUGUCACCAUUGAGAACAGAUCAUUAUCUGGAAGCCGAGGAUGAUAUAUCGUUGUUCAAUAGACAAAGACUCAAGGAUCCAGAAGUUCUUAGCUGUCAGCCCAAUGGUUUCCUACGCCCGUCAAAUAGUAUGCAGCCUUGUUCAUCCCAGUAUAAGGCUGAGCAUGAUGAAACCAGGACUGUGUUUGGAUCUUCCUAUUCUGACAGCAGAGGAAGUAGUAUAGCACCCAUCUCACAUGGAUAUACCGAGAUGCCACUUAGGGAGCCCAAUCAUUUAAACGGCAGUCUUAACCAUUCUAUUUUGGUUCCAGACAAGGCAAGGGACACACAGCCAAUUGAAAAAAGUUUCGUCGACUUGCAAGAAAACUCUAGGAGUGAUAUAGAUGACAGGAUAAUUGCAAAUAUAAUGUCUUUAGAUCUUGAUGAAUACUUAACUUCACCUCAUAACUUUGCAAACCUAUUUGGGGAAAGUGACGAAGAGGCCAGGUCUCUUCAGCUAGCCAGUUCCAGUAAAGUUGAGGAUAAUCAGUCCCGGUUUUCUUUUGCAAGGCAAGAGGAAUCAAAGGAUCAAUCUUUUGAUUCUUACAACGUCCAUAACCAGAUAUCACGUGGCAAUGAAUUCUACCAGGAUUCUUUAGAACGACAGAGUCCUAAUAUGGGUAUGUUUGGGACGUAUAAUGGUCUUUCAUCCGGUUAUCGUAGAGGACUAGACUAUGUCACGGAAAGCUCCACUUUGCCCUCAUCCUAUAAACCUAACUCUGUUCCAAGAGGUCCAGUAUCAGCACCACCUGGCUUUUCAGUUCCAAGUCGACCUCCUCCUCCAGGCUUCUCCUCAAAUGGGAGAGACCAUCAGAUUUUUGAUGGCCUUUCAGGAAACUCUCGUUUUUCUGAUUCAAUAGCGUAUGGUAAUCAUUAUCAGCAGUCACUUCCAAUUGAUAAUGUGAGGGAUGUUCAAUUCAUGGAUCCUGCCAUUUUGGCCGUUGGUCAAGGCUUUGAGAAUGCAAGCCUAGACUUCAGAUCAAACUUCCAAGGAAACACAAACAUGUUUGGAAACGCGGCAAAGCUCCAACAACAACAGCAAGCGGUAAUGCAGAGCCCUUUGUCUUCGCAUCAAAACUGUAGAUUCACUGAUUCUUUGGGAAUGGCACCAAGGCUUAUGGAUCAAUCUCAAGGCAAUAACAUACUGACCAGAAAUCUGACCUUGCCUAAUGGUCGCCACUGGGAUGCGUUGAUGAGUAACGAGAUCCAAACUCGAAACAGACUCCAAAAUGAGAGACUUGUUGGAUCAACAAAUUGGAUCCCCGGUUACAAUGGGACGUUCAGGAUUUAAACACCGUCUGUCGGAAUCAGUGAGCUUGGUUUGCCUUUGGACUGACUGAUAGGAACCAUCAUCGGUCUGGUCUAGGAGCCGCGCUUAAAAAUCGCCUCGACCUUGAAUCUUUUCUUCUGGUUACUUAGUAAGGUUUGGUGUAAAAAAAGCUUUAGGAAGGU